Messenger RNA from Suillus paluster, 651 nucleotides. RefSeq lists its product as uncharacterized. The transcript has 3 exons. NCBI's taxonomy places the organism in Eukaryota, Fungi, Basidiomycota, Agaricomycetes, Boletales, Suillaceae. The record is from RefSeq and is a predicted model, not a curated record. Bases 1 to 651 code for a protein of 216 amino acids.
AUGGCUCCUAGUAGGGAUCAAACAGCAUUGGCCUGCCCCCCUCAUGCUGAUGCACAAUGUAUCCAGGACAUCAUGAUCCACGCAUGGGCCAGCAGCACCAGAGAAGCUUUUGGUAGUGGUAUCCUGGUCUUUCAUGUGUAUUAUGACUCAAAAGCCAUUGAAGACACCCUGCGUGCUCCUGCAUCUACUAAACUCAUUUCAGCUUUCAUAUCAGACUUGGCAGUCAUUGUCUCCUCUGUUGCCACAGGUGGCAUAACUUAUGCCAUCAGGCAGGGAUUCAAUGCCCUCCACUUUCCCAUUGACUCCCACUUCCACCUCCUUUGGCAUGAUGGUAUGUACUGUCAUGUCAUCCUUGCCUCUCCCCCUUCAGUUUUGGAUGCCACUGGUUCAACAUACCAUGACUUUCCAAAUUCCCUCAUUAUGCAAUGGCAACUUCUUCUCCUUCUCACUCCAGUCAUCAUCUCCUCUGUUGCCACAGGUGGCAUAAGUUAUGCCAUCGGGCAGGCAUUCAACACCCUCCGCUUUCCCAUUGACUCCCAACCCACCCCAGUCCAGGAUGUGGAAGGAAAAUCCACCAGGAGAGAUCAUGUUCACAAGUAUGCGGGCCAGAGUCUGCCCCAAGACCACAACUUGCAAUGGAUAAAUGUUUGA